Molecule: messenger RNA, 2028 nt
Organism: Microbotryum saponariae
Lineage: Eukaryota; Fungi; Basidiomycota; Microbotryomycetes; Microbotryales; Microbotryaceae
Source: the annotation of a GenBank genome assembly
AUGACGCCUUUGGCGCCUUGUUGCGCCUGUCUCACCGCAUCCACGAAGCGACAGGCUGCUCGUACCUUGUCGACCUCUGCUACCAUACGAGUCCCUGUGACGAACGCCCCGACGAGCUUCGCACCGAUAGCCUCGACGUCACGGAUGCCCGGUGCGAGUUAUUCGAUAGACGGCGCAUCGCUUGCGCGACCUGACCAGCCACAUGGAGCUCGAGAAAACGCUCAAAUGGGACGAAGGCUAUCCGUACCAGCACCAAAGGGUCCUUCACGGCGAAUGCUCGCCGCGAGCCCGGCCGAGCUCGCCUUCAACCUCGCGCACCUGCUACGAGGGCGUCAACCCAAAUACGCGUUGCAUGUGUACCUCACCGAACUCAGCCGUUCCCCGUCUUUCGUCAGCUCGGAAAACUUCGUCUCGCUGCUGCGCCUUUUCAUCGAAUAUGGCCAGAUCUCUUGUGCGCUCGAGGCGCUCAAGGCCUCGCGUCGCAAGGGGUGGGCCAUCCCGGCUUCGAUAGCCAAGCUCGUCAUUACCAACUCCGCAAGCCAAAUCGUCUCGAACCCAGCCUACCUUGAGACUCUCGUAGAAUGGGUUAAGCAAUUGCAGGAGCCGACCGAGGACGAGAUGGAGCGAUCGGCUGAGGACAGGAAGCUCGGUGCACACUUUGCUCUUGCGGCGAUGGAUGCUCUCAAGAGAGUUGGCCAAAGCGAUGCGGCUCUCGAGAUCUUUGCCAAUCAUAUCGACUCGGCUCAUGAAGGCGACAUUGGUCGGCCCGAGAUGUGGGCCGAGGCAAUUCGGUGCAAGGCCUCCGAUCGCGACAUUGACGGCGCGCAGGAGCUCUUCUUUCAGUGGCGUACUCUUUGGUUCGAGUCUCGAGUCUCGGAAACUCUCCCCGUCCUCGAAACGACUGAAUCCUCGCUACAUAGACGAAGCAAAGGGCUGAUGACUCAUACGGGCGGGCAGGAUUUGACGAUCCUUGAGUCUCCACCUGCGGAACCAUACCUCGCCCUCCUCAACUUCCUGGCGAUCGCGACGUAUCGACGCCCAGCCGAACGCGACGCGGCCUACUCGAUCGUUUCUCUGCUACACCAGGAUCGUGUCCGACUCUCGACGCCUGUCUUCAACGCCCUGCUGCGUGUCGAACUGCAGCGAGCUCAUUUCACCUCGUUUUGGGGUUUGCUCGCCAGAAUGAUGCAGGGUGGGUGGCAGCGCGACCACAUGACUUGGCGGCUCUGCAUCCAAGCCUUGAUCCAACCGCAAGUACGGCGCGAAAGUUCGAUGCUACGUGCGAGCUCAAGUCGAGGCUUGCGUACUGCUCAUCGUCCGAAUCGUGUCGAGGCCCACCGUGCGAGCCCCUUGCAGCGCGAGGCAGGCUACCCAUCCCAAGAUCCACCGACUGCUCGAGCGCUGUACCGAUCGUUCCUCGAUGCUCAUCGGGAAGCUACGGGUGGCAAGCGACUCUUGGUCUUGCCGGGAUUACUGAAGCCGAUCAUGUCCACCAUCACGCUCAACACGUUCCUCAAGCUAUUCCUGCAAAGGCAAGAUUGGGUCGCCGUGGCGCACGUCUUAGAGGCGUUCAAAGUCUACGGCCUCGAUCCGAACGAACGAACGCACGGCCAGGUUGUUGUCGGUCUCGUCAAGCUGUGGGAGAAGGGAAAUGUGGUAGGGAUAAUUGAGGAGGAGGACGCGAUGGACCGUGGCCAGCUGACGUGGGACAAUCGGGAAAGGACGCUCAAGGCGCAACGGCAGUCAACCAAUGGGAUGCAGCUCAUUGCCAGGAUCUUGCAAAAGAGGAGGGAGAAGCACGCUGCUUGGGAUAAAGAGGCCGUAUCGUGGGACGAGGAAGCUGGUGACGAGAAGAUCAACGUCGCUUCCGGCAAGACGCCGGAGCGGGUAGCCACGAAGGAGCUGAGAGAUGUGGGCUAUCUCAUUGACUUGUUGAGAAGCUGCUCGGGGGCCAGUGAGGACGAAUGGGUCCAGUUGAGGGCGGAGGCAUUGAAUGAGUUUGGUCAGAGUGCUCAGAAUCUACUCUGA